Molecule: messenger RNA, 243 nt
Organism: Balaenoptera ricei (Rice's whale)
Lineage: Eukaryota; Metazoa; Chordata; Mammalia; Artiodactyla; Balaenopteridae
Product: cytochrome c-like
Exons: 1
Coding region: 34-243 (69 amino acids)
Biological process (GO): mitochondrial electron transport, cytochrome c to oxygen; mitochondrial electron transport, ubiquinol to cytochrome c
Cellular component (GO): mitochondrial intermembrane space
Molecular function (GO): heme binding; electron transfer activity
Source: RefSeq, a predicted model, not a curated record
AUUUUAGUUCAGAAGCGGGCCUAGUGCCAUACCAUGGAAAAGAGAGGCAAGCACAAGACUGGGCCGAAUCUCCAUGAUCUGUUUGGGCAAAAGACAGGUCAGGCCCCUGGAUUUUCUUACACAGAUGCCAGCAAGAACAAAGGCAUCUCUUGGGGAGAGGAGACACUGAUGGGGUAUAUGGAGAAUCCCAAGAAGUACAUCCCUGGAACAAAAAUGAUUUUCACAGGCAUUAGAAAGGGCUGA